AUGUAUCAGCAAGGCAUCCACUCUGGCCGUCGUCGUGAGGGUGACAAUCCAGCCCUCCGAAGCCCCAUUCUGGACGAGUUCCGCGCUAAUAAGUCGCGCAAGUGGGAGCUGAGGGACAUCUUCGGCUACAUCGUGGAGUUUAGCGGUGAUCAGCACGGGUCCCGCUUCAUCCAGCAAAAGCUCGAGACCGCGACCAGCGAAGAGAAACAAAUUGUGUUCGACGAGAUCGUACCCGACAAUACAUUGCAAUUAAUUCAAGACGUAUUUGGUAAUUAUGUGAUCCAAAAGCUGUUCGAGCAUGGUACACAGGUACAAAAAACUGUAUUGGCAAAUGCUAUGGAAACGCAUAUUCUCCCGUUGUCUUUGCAAAUGUAUGGUUGUCGAGUGGUCCAAAAGGCCGUAGAGUUCGUGCUUCCAGAGCAGCAAGGUUCCUUCGUGAAAGAGCUAGAGCCUCACGUCCUAAAGUGUGUCAAAGAUGCUAACGGGAAUCAUGUCAUUCAAAAGUUGAUCGAGCGCGUAUCCCCUGAUCGCUUGGCCUUCGUGAACUCGUUCCGAGGCAACGUCUACGAGUUGUCGACCCACCCCUACGGGUGCCGCGUUCUUCAGCGAUGCUUCGAACAUUUGAGCGAGGAACAGACGCGGCCUCUUCUUGAUGAACUGCAUAAAUACACAAUCAAUCUCAUGCAGGAUCAAUUCGGCAACUAUGUGAUCCAGUUCGUUCUGGAGCACGGGAAGCCACAAGAUAGGGCCCUGAUCAUCUCCAAACUUCGCGGUCAGAUGUUGCACAUGUCGCGUCAUAAAUUUGCCUCGAACGUGUGCGAGAAGGCGCUCGUGACGGCUGAUUCGCAGAGUCGGCGACAGCUCAUAGACGAGAUCAUCACACCCAAGCAGGAUGGUGUCAGCCCCAUCGUCACCAUGAUGAAGGACCAGUUUGCCAACUACGUUCUUCAACGUGCAUUGUCUGUCGUUGAAGGAGACCAAAAAGAGGAGCUGGUCAGUAAGAUCAAGCCUCAGCUGGUCAGCAUGCGCCGGUACUCCAGUGCAUAUAGCAAGCAUCUUAUUGCAAUUGAGCGCUUGCUAGAGAAGACCCUGGGGUCCAAGGUCAACGAGGACUUCUUGUCAGCGACUCUGGAGGCGACCAACCUUUCGGAUAACUGACGUAUUUCUGUUUCCGGUUUCUGUCGUUCAUCAUUCAAUGCUCGUCACCUGAUCUCGCUUCUCGAUUCCUAGUCUGCAUGCCACGUAUACACUACCGCACUUCUUUAGCAUCUCUCUCGCUCCUCUGUCUCUCUCUCCCGCAUACAUAUACGGCCGUUUAUUACCCGUCCUGCUUUUGUCAUUGCUAUACCGCAUACAUACCAUGCACUCACUGGAACCCCAUCUUCUAAUUAUCACAUUUGCGUACAUUUCCUACAUAGCGCUAGACGUUGUUGCGUAGCCCAGCAUAUCAUAUAAUGUUGAUUUCGCUUUGGGAAUUC
Messenger RNA from Heterobasidion irregulare TC 32-1, 1478 nucleotides. RefSeq lists its product as uncharacterized. Lineage: Eukaryota; Fungi; Basidiomycota; Agaricomycetes; Russulales; Bondarzewiaceae. Gene Ontology annotation, molecular function: mRNA 3'-UTR binding. Bases 1 to 1158 code for a protein of 385 amino acids. The record is from RefSeq and is a predicted model, not a curated record. Gene Ontology annotation, cellular component: cytoplasm. The transcript is spliced from 8 exons. Gene Ontology annotation, biological process: nuclear-transcribed mRNA catabolic process, deadenylation-dependent decay.